This is a messenger RNA of Linum trigynum, 3867 nucleotides long. The record is from the annotation of a GenBank genome assembly. NCBI's taxonomy places the organism in Eukaryota, Viridiplantae, Streptophyta, Magnoliopsida, Malpighiales, Linaceae.
UAUUUCUCACUUAAUGAUAAUAUGAUUUUAUAUUGGUUAAUCUGGUUAACCAAUUAACCAAACCGAUUAAACUUUAGUUUGGUUAAUUUGGUUGUUGUAUUAGUUUGGACGGUUUGGUUAUGAUAUUGUAUUCCAUGGUUAAUGAAAUUUAGCCUUAUUUGGAUUGGUAAUAAUAACCAUGGUAACCAUUUGAACACCCCUACAAGUUGGAACCGGAAACUCUUGUAUCCAUUGAGGCAAAACGACAUCACAAGUCGUCGUAAGUAGAAAAGAGAGGCCAAAAGGUGUGUCGUUUUGUGUUUAGUAGCAGCAUCAGUGAUUCACACUACUAUCAGUCUAUCACUAUCGCUCGACGGCGUACUCUGUCGGUCAUUUCUCAGAGUCUCUCCUUGUUUCAUUCUCGGCCAUGAAAAGGGGUCCUAGGGUUUUGCCAUCAUUUCCCACUCUAUGUAUGUGUAGAAUUCCUCAUUCUCAUUUGGGAAUCAAACACGAUUAUCCGUGUGAUUCAAGUCUAUUCAGUACACAGACUCAGGCAGGAUGGAGCAGAUCAGCCGAGAGGGACACCAGUUGAACGCUGAUAGAAUCAGCAACCUUCCCGCCGACGUGUUGCAGCGCAUUCUCGCAUUCUUACCUAUAGAAUAUGUGAUCAAAGCAGCUGGGCUGUCAAGUAUGUAAAGGUAUCUACAGAAAAUCAUUCCCCUGCUUGUUUUCGAUGGUGAUUUUGCUCGCAUUCCUCAGGACCGCAAUACUGAUACGAAUGUGAAUGAGGUAAUGACGAAGAUUCAAAGGGUUAUGAUGAUUCAUGAUGGGUCAAAACCGAAGUUUUUUCUUGACAUUCCUGGCUUGACCCCAUGUUCUGAUACCAAUUGGAUGAUUCUUCACCAUGGGUCCCUGAAUUUAGUCUCGUGCUUCCAGAAGUUGAACAUUUUGGCAACGAUUUGGUUUGUGGGAUUUAGCAAGCUUACCCGUCUUGUAUUGAAAGGAUUGCAGCUGUCGGAUGAUUUUUUUUUUUUGGCAAGAAUCGGAUGAUUUCUUUGAGAAUGUCAUUCCAAGUGUCCGCUGCUUGAAGGAUUGAGGCUUUGAAGUUAUGCUCAGUUGGUAAACUUGAGAUUGUAGCUCCCCAUCUUAAAGUGCUUUCUCUUCAGUGUGAAUGGAUGUCAAUUGGCUCAAGUUGACCCAACUUCUUUCAGUGGUAACAAUUCCGGAUUUUAGCUACUGAUAACUUGCUUCCCAGUUGGGAGCAAUAAUGAUCCUGAUAUUGUCACUAUUUUUGAUUCCCUCCCUGCACUGCAACAGUUAAAUAUUGGCUGUGAAUUUGGGAAAGUAAGCUUGCUUUUCUCCCCCUCUCGACUUGUUCAAAUUGUCUGCCUGGGUUUGUCUCCUCUUUCAUUCAUUCAUGUUGUUGCUUUGUAUUUGUUAGUACCUUGCUGCAAGUGAUAAUGUUCCCACCAGGCUUCCUUCACCUCUUCACCACUUAUACGUCCCGGAAAGGCCUCAUUAUUCUUGAACAGUUUGCUGGAAGCCCGUUUUCUUAUUUCUCUGAUCAUGAGCUCCCCCAACUUGCUUUGACUCACCAUUCGAGUAAGUCUGUUUUUUCAGUAGCUUGUGACGACGGUUGUAAGUUUCUUUAUUAUUCAUCUACUAGCAUUACUCCCCCAUUAGCAGAGCUCCCACCAUCAUUAGACUUCCCAGUCUUCUUUCUCUUAAAGAAAAUAGAAAAUGAAUAACCAAAGACUAUCUCAGGGCACAUUUUCUUGCAAAAUGCUCUUCAAGGUAGUCAGAUGUCAUAUUUGGGAACCAAUCUUUAUCUCCCCAUCCAUAAUUACUAAGGCAAGUUGGUGUUUUAUUUCUUCAAGUGUUGUAUAUUCACCAUUGGCAUUAGUGGUCUUAUUGUAUACUGAUUAUUGUUGGUUCAAUUUACUCUCUUAACUGAUUUUCUCGCCAAAUGUUCUUCUUGUAGUUUCAUACCGUAGAAGACCAUUCAUGGUACAAAUAUUAUAUUGGCAGCCUACAUAAGAUGUUGUUGGAAGCAGAGGAGCUGCUGUCUGAUGUAUACCGUAGUUGUUCUUGGUGUCGUCAAGUGUUGGACAUUCCGGAAAGCCGAGGCUUGCGGGUAGAAAUGGAGCUGGUGAGGUUUAUAUUAGCCAAUGCCCCGCGUCUUGGCUGAGUCAACAUCAGACCUUGGCGUAAAUUGGACACUUCAGGUGUUGUGAUGUUGUCAAAUACCUGACGGAGGUGAAUGGAUAUAAAGUGUGUGUCGAUAGACGCAAAGGUUAACGCUUGGAACAAUGAUGCCGGGACUUUGUAGCUCUCCCCUCACAGUUUAACCGUGGGAUCACUGCAACUUCUUGGGUACUGCAUGAUGUGAAGAUGUUUAGCUUUCCUUCUUUUCCGACACUCCAAGGGUGUUGUUACUCAGCUUUUGAAGAAAAAGAGGUUUAAGGAAGUUUCUGGGCAGGCCUUAGCCUGUGCAUGUUAGUAUUUGCGCAGCUUUUGUGUAGAUACGACCCCGGCUGGUGCAGUGGGAUACCCUUCUCUGUGACGGGCAGAUACCCACAGUACGGCUGAAUGGAGGUUUGUUACCCGACGAGGAGACACGUGGAGCCGUUGUACGGGAGGGAUCGUGUAUUCUCAGACGUUAGAUGACAGUAGGCCUGUCGGUUCGGUUCGGGUAACCGAACCCGAAACCCGCGAAAACAGAAACCCGAAACCGACUCCCACAAAACCCGAAACCGAAACCGACUUUGUACACUGCGGGUUGCGGGUUCAGAAACCCGAAAAAUCACUGGCGGUUUUGGGUCGGUUCGGGUGAACCCGAAACCAAACCGGGGUUUUUUUUAUACUAUUUUUGUAAUUUGACUUUUAUAUUCUUUUGUUUGUACAAAGAAUUUUAUUCUUAUUAUUUGUACAUUCUUAAACAUAAAACAUACUAUUUUAUUCUUAUUAGUUAAUUAUUAAAAUAUUAUUAUUAUUAUUUGUACAAACAAUUUUAUUCUUAUUAGUUAAUUAUUAAAAUAUUUAAUUUUAUGUAUUCUAUAAACAGAGAGACGAAUGUAAAAGCAGUAAACUUUUAAAUGGUAGAGAUUCAGCAAGCAAAUAUCUUGACAUUACUUGACAAUUGAUCAAUUGCCAAUCAGAUCAAGUGUUCGAUUGUGAUAUAUGAAUCAUCCCCAUCUCAACAAAUUCUGAAAACAGAAACGACAAUGGAAGGAAACCCAAUUGAUGUUGAAAACCAAAGAUUAUGAAAUUGAUACAAAACUCGACAUUUUCUCAAGAUUUCAAAAAUGGGGAAGCCAAAGAGGAUACUCAUAUUAGGUUCGAUUCUGCCAGCUGAUUUCCUCAAUUUAAAAUCAGAAGAGGGAGCGUGGAUCCUCAUCGUAACCUCGUUCAGAAAGCUUCCCCAAUUCCAAAACCAACAAAAAUUGAAAAACGAAUGGACUGAAACAAAGUGCGAGGAAGAACUCACUGGGAUUCCAUGGUGGAGUCGUCAAAAGAAUGUGGGCAGGGCACUGGGUCUCUCCUUCCCGAGGUGAAGAGCGAAGCGGCGAGGACGUUGACGGUGGCGAGGACGUUGACGGCGGCUGAGAAGGGACUGGGAGGCUCUGUUUCGCGAAGCCUAAUUGAAGCCUCGAACCCAGAUGGAUUGAUGCAUUGGUGGAAGGCGGAGGGAAGGCGAAUCGGGAGAUUGAUGGCGGUGAGGAUGUUGACGGUGGCAAGGACGUUGACGGCGGCUGAGAAGGAGCUCUGUUUCGCGAAACCUCGAGCACGAGCAGUCGUCUCCACUCUCCAGUCGAAGUGACGAAACCUUCCCCAAACGCGAACGGCGAACCCUAAGAGUUCCUUAUCCAAGAAAACGUCACCGUUCAC